GUUUUGUAUUAUUAACGUCUUGCGGGAUCGGCCCGCCUAUUCCUCGAGGGACAGGAAGACGUGCUUGGCUAGCUAGGCUAAAGGGUAUCGAGCAAGUCAGACUACCUUAGACUGGUUGGUCCUUACAUAACUUCUCAUUAGGGCAUACUAUUAUUCAGCAUCUGGCUUCGGGAUUCUUAGCCCGCCCGGCCUGUACAACGCUGCAAGCCUGGGCAGUCCGCAAGCCUCAACGACUGCAACCCUACAGCCUGGAAGCCUGAAACGCAAUGCCUGGAUUCCUGGCCCCGAUAUCAUUACUGCUUUCGAGUUCAUUCGGCGACGAGCUUCGCUUUUACCAUGAUGGCGGCUUCCGGCAAGCCGAAGCCGUGACAGUUCUCUUGAUCGGAGUCAAUCAUAGCUUUGACUGGACGCCACAUGCGCGGCAUUUUUAUUCUCGCAUCGCUCUUAUCGCUCUUAAAGGCUUUGUUAAUUUUGGCAAAUCGCUAUUAAUCUCACCGGCUUCAUUCGGUCAACUUACUUAAG
This is a messenger RNA of Ilyonectria robusta, 522 nucleotides long. RefSeq lists its product as uncharacterized. The record is from RefSeq and is a predicted model, not a curated record. NCBI's taxonomy places the organism in Eukaryota, Fungi, Ascomycota, Sordariomycetes, Hypocreales, Nectriaceae. The coding region runs from base 267 to 521 and encodes 84 amino acids. The transcript is spliced from 2 exons.